This is a messenger RNA of Mustela lutreola (European mink), 544 nucleotides long. Its product is annotated as ADP-ribosylation factor-like protein 8B. Gene Ontology annotation, molecular function: GTPase activity; GTP binding. Bases 137 to 544 code for a protein of 135 amino acids. The transcript has a single exon. The record is from RefSeq and is a predicted model, not a curated record. Gene Ontology annotation, biological process: protein transport; anterograde axonal transport. Gene Ontology annotation, cellular component: lysosomal membrane. Lineage: Eukaryota; Metazoa; Chordata; Mammalia; Carnivora; Mustelidae.
CCGCCUGUGUCCGCCCCGUGGUGCGCCGAGGCCCCGAGGAGCCGUUGAGGGGUCGGGGCUGAGGCCCGCUCUUGUGGGUGCCAUCGCUGCUGCCGUCCUCCCGCCCGCCCGUUCCUUCUCCCUCCCAGCCGCCAUCAUGUUGGCGCUCAUCUCCCGCCUGCUGGACUGGUUUCGCUCGCUCUUCUGGAAGGAGGAGAUGGAGCUGACGCUGGUGGGGCUGCAGUACUCCGGCAAGACCACCUUCGUCAAUGUCAUCGCGUCAGGUCAAUUCAGUGAAGAUAUGAUACCCAUAGUGGGCUUUAACAUGAGGAAAGUAACUAAAGGUAACAUCACAAUAAAGAUUUGGGACAUAGGAGGACAGCCCCAAUUCCGAAGCAUGUGGGAACGGUACUGCAGAGGAGUCAAUGCCAUUGUUUAUAUGAUAGAUGCUGCUGAUCGUGAAAAGAUAGAAGCCUCUCUAAAGGAACUACAUAAUUUUCUAGAUAAGCCACAGUUACAAGGAAUUCCAGUGCUAGUAUUUGGAAACAAAUUAAAACCACAUUGA